AUGACGGAGCCCCACCGGGUUUCAUUCACCACUCUCCACGGUCCACUGAGCAGCAGCUUCUUGAAGAGGUCUCGGAAAGAUGAUGGAGAGCAGCCCCAGGACUCUGAACCGCCUGCGACAGCCGUUCGGAUCACACUCACUCUUUUUGAGCCAGAUCACAAACGUUGUCCAGAAUUUUUCUACCCAGAUCUUCUGAAGAGUUGUCAAGGGAAAGUAAAAGGUGGCUUUUCAGGAGACAAGAGGAAAGAACCCACUGAUCCCUUUAAUGAUGACGAAAAGGAAAGGCAUAAAGUGGAGGCUCUUGCUAGGAAGUUUGAAGAAAAAUAUGGUGGCAAGAAACGUAGAAAGGACCGUAUUCAGGACUUGAUUGAUAUGGGGUAUGGAUACGACGAAUCUGACUCCUUCAUUGAUAAUUCUGAAGCAUAUGAUGAGCUUGUUCCGGCUUCUCUAACUACAAAGUAUGGAGGGUUUUACAUCAACUCAGGAACACUGCAGUUUCGGCAGGCAUCUGACUCUGAAGACGACUAUGUUAAAGAGAAGAAGAAGAAGUGUCCCAAGAAGCGGAAGUUGAAAGAUGGAGGUGAAAAACUGAAGAAAAAGAAGAAAGAUGAUUCUUAUGACAAGGAAAAGAAAUCCAAAAAGUCCAAGUUCCCAAAAGCUGGCUUUACAGCAUUAAAUGCGAGUAAGGAGAAGAAGAAGAAGAAAUACUCCGGUGCUCUUAGUGUCAAGGAGAUGCUGAAGAAGUUUCAGAAAGAGAAGGAUGCUCAGAAGAAAAAAGAUGAAGAGCAGAAAGUGGCAACUCCUUCACCAGCAGAACCUUCAGCCCCAAGGGAGGCAGAAGCGAUGUCUGACCCUUUGCUCUCGCUCUUCGGCCACACCAGUGAUAAUGACCUGCUUCAGGCAGCAACAGCUAUGGACUCAUUAACGGACGUAGACCUGGAGCAGCUCCUCAGUGAAUCCCCAGAGGGGAGUCCUUUUCCUGAUGUGGAGGACGGGAGUGAUCCUAUUGGGAUGGGCUUGGAGCAGGAUUUCAAGCAACCGCCAUCCCUCCCAGAAGGCUUGCCAGCCCCUUUGGAGAAACGCAUCAAAGAACUGACUCAGGCUGCCAGAGCUGCAGAAGGAGAAGGCAAACAGAGAUUCUUCACUCAGGAUAUCAACAACAUCAUACUGGACAUAGAGCUGCAGACCCGGGAGCUGAACAGCCAGGUCCGGUCAGGAGUGUAUGCCCACCUGGCUGCUUUCUUGCCUUGCAGCAAGGACACUCUGGUCAAGCGUGCCCGUAAGCUUUAUCUCUACGAGCAGGGUGGCCGCUUGAAGGAACCUCUGCAGAAGCUAAAGGAAGCCAUUGGAAGGGCCAUGCCAGAGCAGAUGGCCAAGUACCAGGAUGAAUGCCAAGCCCAUACUCAAACCAAGUUUGCCAAGAUGCUGGAAGAGGAAAAGGACAAAGAGCAGCGAGAUCGAGUUUGCUCUGAUGAUGAUGAGGAUGAAGAAAAGGGAGGGAAGCGCGUCAUAGGACCACGAAAGAAAUUUCAAUGGAAUGAUGAAAUCAGGGAGCUGCUUUGCCACUUGGUGAAGAUUAAGUUGGAUGGUUAUGACCUUGACAAGAAUAAGGCUCAGUCUCUAGAGGACUAUGUGAAGACCUUCCUAGAUGGAGAGGUGAAGCCCCUUUGGCCAAAAGGCUGGAUGCAGGCCAG
Molecule: messenger RNA, 1694 nt
Organism: Mesitornis unicolor (brown roatelo)
Lineage: Eukaryota; Metazoa; Chordata; Aves; Mesitornithiformes; Mesitornithidae
Product: ubinuclein-1-like
Exons: 11
Cellular component (GO): nucleus
Source: RefSeq, a predicted model, not a curated record